UUCAGAUGACAGCUGAAGAUAGACUGUUGAACCGGUUAGCCCUGUAUCCGUCCCGAGACGUUUAGCAAUGGAAGUAUUACUAUCCUACUACAUUCAGAGUCAAAGGGCAUAACGCCCGCUGUAUUGCUAGCCACACUGUGGGCUAAAUAUCUGCUUUUUUUGUUGUUUGAAAGGAUCGGGAUCAAGAAUAAGUGAGAUGGAGGAUUCUGUAGAGUCUGAAUGGACGCUAAAGUCAGAUGCAAGCUCAGAACCUUUUCCCUACUGUUGCUCAGCCUGUGAUUGCAGUGAGGAGCCUUUCCAUGCAAAUGGGUUCCAGAACAGAGCUAAAGCCAGGAGUAUGUCUAUGCCAUCAGCACCCAGCUCUGCUAAGUUCAGGAGGACACAGUCACUUCAUGGACCAAGCCCUGUCACCACAUUUGGGCCCAAAGCCUGCAUGCUGAAGAAUCCUAAAGCUGUCAUGCAUAUUCAAGAUCCAGCCAGUCAGAGGUUGACAUGGAGCAAGCCCCCCAAAAGUGUCCUUAUUGUAAAGAAAAUCAGGGACGCCAAUCUGCUACAACCUUUCAAAGAACUCUGCCUUUUUCUGACACAGCAAAAAAAUAUGAUUGUCUAUGUGGAGAGAAAAGUCAUUGAAGAUCCAGCCAUUGCUAAUGAAAGCUUUGUCUCCAUCAAGAACUUUUGCACUUUUAGAGAAGAUUAUGAUGAUAUUUCCAAUUGUGUCGACUUCAUCAUUUGUUUGGGAGGAGAUGGGACUUUGCUGUAUGCUUCUUCUAUCUUCCAGGAGAGUGUGCCUCCUGUCAUGGCCUUCCAUUUGGGUUCUCUGGGCUUUCUUACACCAUUUAACUUCGACACAUACCAAUCUCAGGUCACCCAGGUUAUAGAAGGAAAUGCCGCGAUAAUUCUACGCAGUCGUCUAGAAGUGAAGGUAGUGAAAGAAUAUAGAGAGAAGGGAUCUGUGGAGGAAAUGAGUUUAGUUACUAAUGGAGACAAAACUAUGCAGUAUCAAGUGCUGAAUGAAGUUGUUGUAGACAGAGGUCCGUCUUCCUACCUCUCUAAUAUGGACUUGUUUCUGGAUGGCCAUCUGAUCACCACUGUACAGGGAGAUGGUGUGAUAGUGUCCACUCCAACAGGAAGUACUGCAUAUGCAGUAGCAGCAGGUGCCUCUAUGAUCCAUCCAAAUGUUCCAGCCAUCAUGAUCACACCCAUCUGCCCACACUCACUGUCUUUCAGACCCAUCGUAGUGCCUGCUGGCGUUGAGCUCAAGAUUAUGCUGUCCUGUGAUGCCAGAAACACAGCCUGGGUGUCUCUCGAUGGCAGGAAACGGCAGGAAAUUGCCUAUGGGGACAGUAUUGCCAUCACGACGUCAUGUUUCCCUGUUCCUUCUAUCUGUUUCCGUGAUCCCGUGAACGACUGGUUCAAGAGCCUGGCCCAAUGUUUACACUGGAAUGUUCGCAAGAAGCAGAGUCAUCUGAGUUCUGAAGAGGAAGAGUUCUGACCACAUUCCAAGCUUUUACAGCACUGUUACUUAGACAUGUUCUUUUUUGUUUUUCAAAAGUUUUAGUACAUGCAGUAAUAUUUUCUCUGUUUGCCACAAUUAUCCAAGUGAAUCUCAUAAAAACAUCUUAUUUCAGCUAAAGAGGAAAAAAUACAAAAUUAUACUUUGCUUAAGAAAAAAAGGACAGUUAAUAUAUAUAUUUUUUUUCCCAAUAUACAUGGCCACAUAUUUUUGGAAAGUUUUGUGAAAAUUGCUUUUAAAUUUAUAUAUGUUCAUGGUCACACUUUAUUUUAAGGUACAGUUCUCGCUAUUAACAAAACAGUUAAUAAACUCCUAAUUUGCUGAUUAUUAAUAGUUUGUAAGGUAGUUGUUAAGUUCAGGUAUUGGCUAGGAUUAGGGAUGUAAAAUAUGGUCAUGCAGAAUAGGUGCUUUGUAAGUACUAACAAAUAGCCAAUAUGUUUAUAAUAGACAUGAUAAUAAGUAACUAGUUAAUAGUGAGAAUUGUUCCCUAUACUUAAGUGUUACCCUGUUUAUUUCAUUAUGAAGUACUUUCAGUUUUUGGCUGACAAUGUUAUUUAAAGUAUUAUAGCAAUAACUGCAUUUUAAUAUAUAACAUUGUGCCUUAUAGAGAAUUGCAUCAAAGUCAGUCAAUUGGGGGAAAUUCUUUAGAGUAUUAGGUAUUUAUGCCAUAUUUAGAAUGUAUUGUACACCUUGAUUAUUGAGAUAUUACAUAUCUGAGCUUGAAUAUUCAUUCCAUUUCUUUUCUAUUUUGGAGCCACUAGAAUUUCUCCAUUGAUGUAUUGUAGCCCUACAAACAACUGAAUUGCCAAUUAAUUACAAUCUGUGCAUUGAAUAUUUAACUAUACUGUAUGUUCCUUUUUUAGUUUUAUGUACAAAGCCAAGCAAGUAGUUUCUCAAAAACUACCACAGGAAAAGUAAACACUAAAGCCUAUCCUAGAUUAUAGAUUGAAUUGUAAGCUUUUUUAAUAAGUAUUUUAGACAACUUCAUAUUUAACAAUGACUUUUACUCAGUUUACACCAUAUCUAAUAUUUGCUUUUAUAUUGUUUUAUGACAUUUUGUCAGAAGCCAGUUUUUAUUUACUGUCAAAAUUUGUAUUAUUAUUAAAAAGAACAUUCAUAGCAAAAAUGUUUUUAAAAAAAAAUGUUUGUCCUCGUCUUUUACCGUUCCAGAGUUUGCUGCAAAAUGUAUAUUUGUCAAAACAUUUUGUAACUGACAAUAAUGUAUUUUUAUGAGACAUUAUCCAUUCAUACCAUGUAAAAGUUGACUUUCAUGUUUUUGUGUUUUUUACAAAUUUAGGUAAUAAAUUUUAGAUGAUUGACCAACU
Labeo rohita (rohu) is the source of this 2838-nucleotide messenger RNA. RefSeq names its product NAD kinase a (gene nadka). NCBI's taxonomy places the organism in Eukaryota, Metazoa, Chordata, Actinopteri, Cypriniformes, Cyprinidae. Bases 197 to 1492 code for a protein of 431 amino acids. Gene Ontology annotation, biological process: NADP+ biosynthetic process; NAD+ metabolic process. The transcript has 12 exons. Gene Ontology annotation, molecular function: NAD+ kinase activity. The record is from RefSeq and is a predicted model, not a curated record.